Molecule: messenger RNA, 1092 nt
Organism: Hyposmocoma kahamanoa
Lineage: Eukaryota; Metazoa; Arthropoda; Insecta; Lepidoptera; Cosmopterigidae
Gene: mtTFB1
Product: mitochondrial dimethyladenosine transferase 1
Exons: 1
Coding region: 34-1068 (344 amino acids)
Biological process (GO): transcription initiation at mitochondrial promoter; rRNA methylation
Cellular component (GO): mitochondrial matrix
Molecular function (GO): mitochondrial transcription factor activity; rRNA (adenine-N6,N6-)-dimethyltransferase activity
Source: RefSeq, a predicted model, not a curated record
CGACUUCAACGAACCCCCGAAGGUGCAGCAAUAAUGGCUGCCGCUAAAACGUUGCCGUUAAGAUUACCUCCUUUACCGAGUAUCAAGGACGUUAUUAGAUUGUACAAACUCCGUGCUCUCAAGGAAUUAUCGCAGAACUUUCUUAUGGAACCACGAUUGAUUGACAAAAUAGUGCGUGCUGCCGGCAAUAUAGAAGGUAAUGUGGUUUGUGAAGUGGGCCCUGGACCUGGAGGUAUCACGAGAUCAAUUAUUCAUCAGGCUCCGCGAAAGCUUAUCUUGAUCGAGAAAGACCGGCGAUUUCUCCCUUCGUUAGAGCUGCUAGCUGAUGCUUGUAAAGACAAAGUAGAUGUAGAUAUAAUAACUGGUGACAUUUUGAAAACUGAUAUCGCGCAUUUCAUUCCUGGUGAUUGUAAGAGGGACUGGCAUGAUGCUCCUCCUCCUGUGAAUUUGAUUGGUAAUUUACCAUUUAGCGUAUCAACUAUACUUAUUAUAAGAUGGCUGGAAAUGAUAUCUAAGCAAGAGGGUCCUUGGGCAUUUGGACGAACGAGAAUGACAUUAACAUUUCAAAAAGAAGUUGCAGAACGGAUGGUUGCACCUAUAAUGGAUAAACAGAGAUGUCGACUAUCCGUUAUGUGUCAGAAUUGGUGCAAUGUAAACUAUAAAUUUGAUAUAUCUGGGUCUGCAUUUCUUCCAAAACCCGAAGUGGAUGUAGGAGUUGUGACAUUGACUCCAACAAAGCAACCAAUAAUUAAGCUGCCUUUUAAAUUAAUUGAGAAGAUUGUUCGUCAGAUAUUCAACAUGAGACAGAAAUAUUCAAUUCGUGGUGCUCAGACAUUGUUUCCGGCAGAAGUGAGGAAUGAAAUGGCAAUAAAAAUGUACAAGAUGGCGGAUAUAGAUCCAAUGACUCGUCCUUUUCAAAUUGCUAACACGGAAUUUGCUAGAAUUUGUCAUGCAUAUAGUGAAAUCAUAAAGAAGUACCCAGAAUUUGAACACUACGAUUAUAGAGCACCUAAGAUCAAACAACCACCAUCUCUACCAAAAUCAGAGGCCGAAAGCAGUGUGAACUAAUUUUUGUUUGUAAAUAAUGUUACC